Papaver somniferum (opium poppy) is the source of this 2433-nucleotide messenger RNA. Its product is annotated as cytokinin dehydrogenase 5-like. The transcript has 5 exons. The record is from RefSeq and is a predicted model, not a curated record. The coding region runs from base 358 to 2010 and encodes 550 amino acids. Gene Ontology annotation, biological process: cytokinin metabolic process. NCBI's taxonomy places the organism in Eukaryota, Viridiplantae, Streptophyta, Magnoliopsida, Ranunculales, Papaveraceae. Gene Ontology annotation, molecular function: FAD binding; cytokinin dehydrogenase activity.
AAUCUGUUCAUGUUGUGCAGAAAAUCUUAUAAAGCAGAUACAGUAAUAAUAGCUUAAGUUAGCACUACGACUUCCGAUAACCAACCAAAGGUUUUUUCUAUAUAUUUCUCUGCUCAGAUACAGGAUUUAUUGUUCCCUCUUAGAGUGCGUAGUUUUACUAUCCUUCACACUCACCAAUUAUCAUCCUAGAAUCCUUUAUAAAUACCCCCUUCACAAAAACAUGUAACCGCAAAACACGGUUACAAGACCCAAAAAGAAAAACUCUUUUCUUGUCUCCUUCAUUCCACCAUUCUUAAGUUUCUUUCUUUCUUUCUUUCUUUCCUCUGUUCAUAUAUUUUCUUUCCAAUUAUAUAACAAAUGGCAACAAAACUGCUGCUAACAUUUGUCGUCUGUAGAUUAAUAUCAACCGUAGGAUUAACAAUAGAUGCUGAUCAUCCAGUUGGUAGAAUUGAUCAAGGUGUUUUUAAUGGUGAGUUAAGUUAUGAUACCAGUGAUAUUGAGAAAGUUUCAAUUGAUUUUGGAUUAUUGAAUGAAGCUAAACCAUUAGGUGUUUUGCAUCCGGGUUCAACUAAUGAUAUUGCGAGUCUACUUAAAACAGCCAACAUUAAUGGUUUUGGUGUAUCGGCUCGUGGUCAUGGACAUUCAAUUAACGGUCAAGCUCAUGCUACUAAUGGUGUCGUGAUUGAAAUGAGUGGUUCUAAAGGUAAUCAGUUUCGGUCAAAUUUGGGUUCGUUACCUGCUCUUGGUUAUGAAAAUACAUUUUUACUCGGUGGAAGAAACAGUAAAAGUAAUGAUUCUAAGAGGAUACCUUAUGUGGAUGUUUGGGGUGGAGAAUUAUGGAUUGAUGUAUUGAAAUGGACUUUAGGGUUUGGACUAGCGCCAAAAUCAUGGACUGACUAUUUGUAUUUAAGUGUUGGUGGAACUCUUUCUAAUGCUGGGAUUAGUGGUCAAGCUUUUAAUCAUGGUCCACAGAUUAGUAAUGUCUUUGAACUCGACGUUGUCACAGGUAAAGGAGACUUGGUGACAUGUUCAAAGAAGAAAAACUCAGAGCUUUUUAAUGGAGUUCUUGGUGGUUUAGGACAAUUUGGGAUUAUAACUAGGGCAAGAAUUGCUUUAGAACCAGCUCCACAAAGGGUGAGGUGGAUAAGAGUUUUGUAUUCAAAUUUCUCAACCUUCACAAAUGACCAAGAAUAUUUAAUAUCUCUGCAUGGUAAACCCUCGAGUGAAAAAUUCGAUUAUGUCGAGGGCUUUGUUAUUGUUGAUGAAGGUCUCAUUAACAACUGGAGAUCUUCAUUUUUCUCACCAAAGAAUCCUAUUAAAAUCAGCUCAAUCAAUGGUAGUGAUGGUGGUGUCUUAUAUUGCUUGGAGAUCACCAGAAAUUAUGAUGAUUCUACUGCUAAUUCCAUUGAUCAGGAAAUAGAAGCUUUGUUGGAAAAGUUGGAUUUCAUACCGUCAUCAGUAUUCACAACUGAUCUUCCUUACGUGGAUUUCUUAGACCGAGUUCACAAGGCCGAGUUAAAGCUCCGAUCCAAAGGCUUAUGGGAAGUACCUCAUCCAUGGCUUAACCUUUUAGUCCCCAAAUCAAGAAUCGCUGACUUCGACAAAGGUGUCUUUAAGGGUAUCCUGGGGAAUAAAACUAGUGGGCCCAUUCUCAUCUAUCCCAUGAACAAAAACAAGUGGGAUGAUCAGAGUUCAGUUGUUACACCAAAUGAAGAUAUAUUUUACUUAGUAGGAUUGCUAAGAUCUGCGCUGGAUUCAGGAGAAGAAACACAAAAGCUAGAUUACUUGAAAGAUCAGAACCGUCAGAUUUUGAAAUUCUGUGAUGAAUCAGGAAUUAGAGUGAAGAGAUAUUUACCAGGUUAUAAAACUCAGGAAGAGUGGAAAGAACAUUUUGGCGAUAGAUGGGGCCAGUUUCUAAAGAGGAAAAAUGAGUUUGAUACUAUGCGUAUUUUAGCAACAGGACAACAUAUAUUCAAGCCUUCAUUCGACUCUGUUUCUUCCUUUAGGUGACAGCAUCAGUCCAGUGGAUUGGGCCCACUAUUGAAAAAACUCUACCAGCUUCGUACAGUGAAAAUAUAUUAUUUGUGGGGACAUAGUUGGAAAUUGAGCAAUUUGGGACAGUAGCUGGAGUCAUGGAAGAAAUCAGUGGUGGAGAAGGAGGUGCAAGUGGGACCGGUUGUUAAUAGUUAGGAUGGAGCGUGAAGUGUGAACAGCAUGUUAUCUUUACACCCUUGAUCCCCGACCAGUCGAACAUUCCUUUUUGUCCAUAACAGUUGAGGGCUAUCAUCUAAGCUAAUUUGAGUUCCAAGUUCCAUCCUUCCAGGAUAUGGCUUCUGCCGAUCUUUUCUCUUGUUCGGAUUAAAUCCUUAAUCUUGUAAUUAUUUAAUUUUAUUUUUUAUUCGGUCAAUAAAAAUUCAUUUAAAGGGAACAAUA